Molecule: messenger RNA, 1565 nt
Organism: Triticum dicoccoides
Lineage: Eukaryota; Viridiplantae; Streptophyta; Magnoliopsida; Poales; Poaceae
Exons: 6
Coding region: 215-1129 (304 amino acids)
Source: RefSeq, a predicted model, not a curated record
CACGUCCCGCCCCCAAUUCCAAUCCCCACACCAACCCCACCCCGGCCGAGAAUUAAAGCAUCUCCGGCGAGACCCCAGCACCCACCUCCAGCUCCUCCUCCUCCUCCCCCCGCCUCCGGAGAUCCAGGUAACCUCGCCCAACACACCCGCGCGGUCGAUUCCCGCUCUAUCUCGGCGAGCGGUGCUCAUACCGCCGUGAUUCGCUGCCGCGGAGAUGGAGCGCGGGCGGGGCGGGAGGGACGGCCCCUUCGGCGGAUUCGGCCGCCUGGGGGGCGCCCCGAUGCCCGGCCUCUUCGGCGGGGGCAGGGACCCCUUCGACGACCCCUUCUUCACGCAGCCCUUCGGGGCCAGGAUGGGCGGCCCUGGAGGAAUGUUCGGGCCGAUGGGCGGCGGCCCCGGCAUGUUCGGCGCCUUCGGGCCCGGGGACGGGUUCCUUGAGCAAGCUCCCGCGAGGAGCGGUGCUGUCAUCACGGAGAUUGAUGAGGACGAAGAGGGGGGCGACGGGGAGCGCGGCGGCCGGGAGGCGAACCGCGGGGCGUAUGUUCAGGAGCCGGAUGAUGGGAAUGAUGGGAUGCAGGGGGGUCAGGUCCAGCUGCGGCGUGAUCCCAGCAGGGCGAACGGUGGCGGCCAGCCGCAGUCGCGUUCGUUCACCUAUCAGAGCUCCACGGUGACUUAUGGUGGGAUUAAUGGAGCCUAUUAUACCGCUUCCAAGACCCGGAGGAGUGGCAGCGAUGGGAUUACUGUCGAAGAAAGCAAGGAAGCAGACACUACGACUAAAGAGGCCACUCAUAGGAUCUCCAGGGGAAUUCAUGAUAAGGGACACUCGGUAACAAGGAAGCUGAAAUCAGACGGGAAGGUGGACAGUACACAGAUACUGCACAAUCUCAAUGAAGAUGAGUUACCUGGAUUUGAAGAAUCAUGGAAGGGCAAUGCUGGACAACACUUACCAGGCUGGAACCAAAAUGCUGGUAUAUCUAAUGGUGACAACUCUGGAAACCGUGGUACCAACGGUGCCAGGCAGCCUGCACAGAACUGGGCGCUCCCCGGAAUGCAGCAACAGCGUGAUCCAAGGAGGCACGACAACGGGCAGCCAAAGCCAAAGUCAUCGCGGAUCAUCCCAAUCUCCUGAAGGGUGAAGAGAGGCCCGAUGAGGCGUGAUGGCCGGGUCAAAAUCACAACUCAUCCCAUGAUCUCGUGCAGAGGGAAUGGCCGAAUCCACGGAGCAAAUGAAUAAAGCACUGCUGCUUUGCGCAAGCAGUUCAGCUUCGAGUGUACGUUCCCCUAGCUAGAUAUGAGUAGGAAGCUAAACUGGAAGUGAUGGAGGCCUGGAGGUCCGGAUGCGAUCUGCUAUGUGCCACCGCUCGGCCGCGCCCUGUACCCUGUAUCGUGAAUACAUUCUGUGAUUGAGUCUAUUGUGUUUACUGUCUGAUCUGCCUGUAAAGAUAUGCUAUAAGCUCUACUAUCUGUAAUGUCCCUUGGUGCCGGGUUACACGAAUAACCCUAGAAGAAUACAAGCUGUGUUCCUGUGGAUGGUUGCUUAAUAAAACUGGUAUUUUCUGUGUUAA